Antechinus flavipes (yellow-footed antechinus) is the source of this 5433-nucleotide messenger RNA. RefSeq names its product FA complementation group B (gene FANCB). The transcript has 9 exons. The coding region runs from base 222 to 2423 and encodes 733 amino acids. The record is from RefSeq and is a predicted model, not a curated record. Gene Ontology annotation, cellular component: Fanconi anaemia nuclear complex. NCBI's taxonomy places the organism in Eukaryota, Metazoa, Chordata, Mammalia, Dasyuromorphia, Dasyuridae. Gene Ontology annotation, biological process: interstrand cross-link repair; positive regulation of double-strand break repair via homologous recombination; negative regulation of double-strand break repair via homologous recombination.
CGCCUUCUCCCCCCGUUCCCAGGAUGCCUUGUGGGCGCGGGACUUUUCAGUGUGCGAGGCGGUAGUUGGCAGUGUGAGCUCUAGUCAGUCCCAAGGUUUGGAAUCCUCUUUGGGGCAAUUUACACCUCAAAAUCAAAUUCACACCUCAAAAUCAAAUUCACUCCUCAAAAUCAAAUUCACAUAAAGAUUUGACAUUGUUAAAAGACAACAGCAGAAGAGCAAUGUCAUCUAAUGAGCAAGAGAAUCUUUUAUCUUACAAUGGGGAAGUCCUUAUUUUUCAACUGUCACAAGGAGAUUUGGCAGAAGAAGGAAUUACAAAAACAUCCAAAUUACAUGUGAAAAGAAUGACAUUUGAUAGAAGCACAAGAGCAUUUAUUCAGAAGUCCACUGGUAUAUUUAGCUUUCAUGGAGAAUGCUCAAGUUUUGAAAUAAUCUGUUGCAGCUGUGCAGCAGAUUUCAGAACAGGAAUUAAUCUCCCUUGUGUUUUGAUAAGAAGAAACAAAAAGAAAAGUGUUUUCGUAUAUUUUUUAUUAUUACUUCAUAAUUCUAAUAAGUUUGAACAGCGAAUGAAUUUUACAUUAGACUAUGAGAUGAAGGAUGACAUAAAGAUACUUAAUGGUCCAUCAAUCUUAUGGAGACAUAACAGAACUUUCUUUUAUAUUUCUUCCAAAAAUGACAGGAUUAUCAGUGCUCCAGUUAAAUUUUCUUCCAUCAAGUGGGCAGGAGAGUUUGAAAAUCUAGGUAUUAUUUUAUUUGGAGUAGAAGAAUCUCAUUCCACUAAGAGAGAAAGUAGCCAGAAGUCUUCAGAGUCAGAUUAUAUAAUUUGGGGUACUGAAUUUUGUGCAUAUUCUAUUGAAAAUCAAAAAAUAUUAAAUAGUGCAUAUUUUUUGCCUCAUGCUUAUAGCAGUGUGGUAACGUGUAUAUAUAUUUGUACAAUUAAAGUAGUGAAUACUAUGUUAAGGAUUUCAUUGGUUGCUUUAACUCAAAAGAAUCAACUUAUUUGGUUCCAAGAUGGUGUCCCUAAAAGACUAUGCCAGCUUCCAUUUCAGGAUCCCUGUGCAUUACAAGUUAUGGCUUCAGGUGGCGGAGACUUACUCUUUAUUGUAUCAUUUAGAUCCAAUGAUGUUUGUGCUAUCUGGAAAAAAAGCUUUCAGGUUGCAUCCAAGUGGCAAAAAGUUAAAUCAGUCCUGGUAGAUGAUUUUAUUGGCACUGGAACUGAACAAUCGUUGCUAGUUUUUAAAGAUACAUUCAAUACAAAUUGUCUGACUUCAUUCAAGAUAACAGAUCUUAGUGAUGUGAACUAUUCAAAUGAUACUUUUGAUCCCAUGGAGAAUAAUUUAGUUGAAGACAACCUGCAAGAAAAUUAUGCUCUUACAAUCCAGGCUUUGGAAAGAAGAUUGCAAGUUGGUUUGGCCUCGAUUCAAGAAUUGCAGAAGCAUCUCCUACUUAAGGAAAGAGUGCUUUCAAAAUCUUGCAAAGCUUUAGUAGGCCUUGUUCAAAGUAAAGAAUAUAUUCCACCAUGUGAAGAAGAGGACAUUCUUGUUUCUCUCUGUGGUGAUAAAAAACACUUUCCCCAUUCGUUGGAUGAAAAGCUAUCAGACACAUCUCAUGAUUCAAAAUAUAUAAUAGAGAAAAUGUGGUAUCGUGUGCUGGAUGACCACUUGGUUGUUGGAGUAGAAAUCAAGAAUUCUUUUAUAUUAUUCCUAAAAGAUGUGACUUUAUCAUUGUUAGUGGAUCAAGCCUAUACUUCCAACCCUCCACUUAUUCAGUGUAAAAACAGUAUGAUCAAGUUGAAUAAGGUGUCUUUUCCUACCACAUUGUCAUCUCCAUAUGAAACUGAAUCAGAAGCAAAAAGAAUUAAAUUGAUCCUUCAUAAUGAGGAAAGAAAAAACAAUUUUCAUAAACAGUCAUCAGAGUCUGAGUGCAUGCAGGUAUUUACAGCUGUUACAGCACUUUCACCACUUUUGGCAUUCCAUAAUUUUUGUUGUAUUGUGUUGCUACAUGCCAGAUGGGAAAAAACUCAUGGCCAGUUUGGAGAGAGCUGUACUGUGCCUUGUGGGAGACUUUCUUUAAGUGUGGAAGACAUUUCCAGUGGAAAACAUUCGGUAACCUUACCAGAGAAAAGCAAAUCUUUUAAAGAACCUAUUGAAGAUCUCUUUGCACUUCUUGCAGUAUUUCAUAAAUUUUGUUUCCAAAUAACAUCACCUGAUUAUACAUUGACUUCAGUAAAAACCUGGCUUUUUGAACACAUGGGAUGUGAAACAAUCAAAGAAUUUCCAGAUUACUUCCUUUGUACAAUUCUAGGGGCUUUGCAUGGGACACUCUUCAACUGGAAACAAAAAACACCCUUUGAAGGAAUUUUAACCAUAUAUUGCAGGGCUGCAUCUCUGAAGCACAGCUGGACUGGCAUUUCUAAUCAUUAGAGGUUCCUUCAAUGUUCCCUGGACUCAGACCUGGACUCUUCAGCUGUCAGGGAGGUACAAAUCUCUGUGGUUCUGUUGAGGCUCCAGCCAAAUCCAGCUAGCCCCAGGGUUUUCCACUUGGUGUUUCUAUGAAACCAACCUAGAGGAUUUUGUACUUCACACUAGUUAAUCUUCAGCCUAGGGGUCUUUUUUGGGGGGAAGGAGAUAUUUUGGGGUUGUAUCUGGAGCAUCUCUGUUCUGCCCCCAAGUCUUUUUAGUUUUUUACCAGUUUAUGUUUACCCUGAGGCACAAAUUUGUUCUGUUUUGGGGGAAAAUCUGGAGAGCUUGAAAUUUACUGACCUAUCUUGCCUCUUCCAAGGAGCUUGAAAUUUACUGAUCUAACCUGCCUCUUCCCAGAAUCUUCUCUGAUUAUAUAAAUUUAAAAGUUUUUGCACAAACAAAACCAGUGCAACCGCAAUUAUAAGAAAAUCAGAAAACUAGGGGAAAAAUCUUGCAACAAUUAUCUCUCAUAAAGGCCUCAUUUUUCAAAUAUAUAGAGAAGUGAGUCAAAUUUAUAAAAAUACAAGUCAUUCCCCAAUUGAUAUAUAGUCAAAGGAUAUGAAUUGAUAGUCUUCGGAAGAAACCAAAGCUAUCUAUAGUCAUAUGGAAAAAUGUUCUAAAUCACUAUGAUUGGGAGGAGAGUAAAAUACAGAGACUAGAAAGAUAGGAGAGGGUUAGGUUAUGAAGAGCUUUAAAAUCCUAACUGGAUUUCCUAUUUGAUUUUAUAGCUAACAGGGAGCUACUGGAAUUUAUUGAAUAGAGAAGAUGACAUAGUCAUUUCUGUGCCUUAGGAAGAUAACUUUAGCUGAUGAAUAAGGAAUGGAUUAUAGUGGAAAGAGACUUGAGAAAGGGACAGUAGCCAGCAGUCUACUGCAGUAGUCCAGGCAUGAAGUGAGAAGGAGCCCAUAUAAUGUAUAUGAAAGAUGUUCUGAAGGUAGACACAAAAGUUAACAAUAUAUUAGGUUUAUAUUUUUUAUAAUCAGUUGAUAAACAUUAAUUAGAUACCAAUGAGGAAGACUCAAAGAUGACAUGAGGUUUUAAGUUUGGAUGACUAGGACACUAUUGGUGAUGUACUUGACAUUAAUAGAGAAAUUAGGGAAAAAAGGAGAGCCUGUGGGGAAAGAUAAUGGGUUUAGGUUUUUAUAUGUUGUCUGAGUUUCUGUGAGACAUCCUAUUCCAGAUCUCUGUUAGGCUUUUAGUGCUUAGUGGAGAUAUGGAGAGUAACAAUUGUUAGUGAAAGUGACCUGGAGGAAGAUCCAGCAAAGGAGACUUAGGAAUAAUAAGAGAGGUUGAAGAGGAACCAACCCAGAAAGGAGAUUACAUAAAACAUUAACAUUGCUUGGCUACAAUUAUUUUGCUUAAGGAAAGGAUCAGAGACAGGAUAAGAGUGCUUCUUACCCACCAUUUAUCCCACUAGAAGUUGCUGUGUCUGUGAUUGUUGAUGGAAGAAGGUUCUUUAAUUUUAAGAAGGUUGCUGUUGAUGAGGAAAUACUCUUCCUUUGUAAUAGAAUGCUUGAAAUUAAAUUUGGCUCUAAGUUAGGUACUGUAAAUAUUUGUAAUACUAUAUAGAUUGAUAUUGUAUGUAUACUGGUUAUGUAUUGGUUGGCUUUUUAAAUUAUUUUUUCUUUUUUUAAACCUUUUGUUUCUAGAAAAAAAUGACUAGAUAAGGAAUGGAAGAUAGAAAUAUAUUUGAACAUAAAUAUUUUGUAGGAAAAAAGGCAUUAUUUGAAAACAAAACUUUAAAGAAAACAAGUAAAAAGAAAUUAAACUUGUCUUCUUCCUAUUCAUCCACUGUUGGGGGAAAUGGUAUUUUUCAUUUUUAAAUAAAAAGAUGAUAACCUUUUAUCCCAGUCAAUUGAAAGAUUGGUUUUAAAUUUGUGUUUAUGUCAAUUUUUAUAUAUUCUUGAUACUCACAAAAAAACCAGAAUAAUGAUUACAUAGGGGAAAAAAUGAACCAGAAUGUCUGACCCUUGUCUACUUGAAUAUCUAAACAUACAUUCUUGUAUUUGUAUAUUUGCUUAUGAUUACCUGCUAUUAACAUGAGUUUCUAAAAACAUGUUUUAUUAAACAGAGUAUCUGUUUAGUAUUGAAUAGACAGCAUUGUGUCAUGAUGAAAUAUCCUGAUAAAUUUAUCAGGACUGAAGAUUAUGUUUAUUCCUUGUUGUUCCUAAUUAUUUUUUAAUUUACUUAAUAUGUACAAGCACAUUCACUACAUUUUUAGUGAAAUACUUAGCAGAAUUUGUCAGUUAUUUUUCAACUUUAAAUUCUUUUUAACCAUUUCUAGAAUAGAAAAUUGAAUAUUCAACCAAGAUACAUAAUAAACACCAAAGUUAUUACAACUAAUAUCUGUUGAAAUUUCGAGUAGGUACUGUUGCACUUUAAAAAGAAGGAAGAAUGAACUCUAUAUUCUAAGUUCUUAAUGUGCUUUUGUUUUUUAAAUGCACAUUAAUGCUAACACAUAGUCAGAUGGGGAAAGGAAAUUGAGAUGAAAUUAGUGAAACUGAAAGAGGAAAACAUUUCCAAUUUUUAGAGAUUAAUGAGCUUUUUAAAAAGUAAGAUGCUUAUUUAAGUAUUUUAAAAUGACAUUUAUACCAACAAAUAUGAUACAGAAUAAAAUGGGAGAGGAGCAGAUCUAUAAAGAAAAUACUUUCCAAAGAAAUGAAUUAAUUUCUUCCAGAUUUUAUGAAUUUAUAGCUUAUAUGAGAAAGCAUUUACAUAUAACUGGAAAGGUAAAUUAGUUAACUUUACAUGAUUCAAAGUUUAGGAAGUCAUUUGUUAGAUAAUCCAAAGCAAAAUUCAAUUGGAUUUUAUCCCUGUGGGUCUUAUUUGUCAUAUUAGCAGCCUACCUCAAGUAAAUGAUGUUAAUUCUAUUCAUUAUCGAUUAUAAAAUACUAAUUGAGAAUUUGUAAUGUGUUAAAGAUGUUGUACAAGAAACUCAGCUUUAUGGUUUUUAUAAAAUAUUUUUUCUUCA